Molecule: messenger RNA, 2059 nt
Organism: Tuber aestivum (summer truffle)
Lineage: Eukaryota; Fungi; Ascomycota; Pezizomycetes; Pezizales; Tuberaceae
Source: the annotation of a GenBank genome assembly
AUGAAUACCGGUGGAGAGGAACAACGGUAAGUCUCUCUUGCCACUCCUUUCCGCUUUCUAGUCCUCUAAAUCAUCUUUAUUUAUCCCUCCCCCGCCUCAAAAGAUUUAUCACGUAUCAGCCCCGCUAUGGCGGUUAGAAGGGAUUGAAAGGGACAGGGUGGGCAUUGCCCACCACCGCUACCGCAUACACACAUGUUUUCACCCGCACAUACACCCUAUCACAAUCGGGCACCCCCUUCUUCCCAUCACUUGUUUGCCGACAUAUUCGCACCUUCUUGAAGGGUAUAAUUCUAGCGAGAGAGACCAGCACUAACGCAUGGCUGCCCUUCCCGGCUUCAAAUAGUUGGCGCCAUUCACGCACGCAGCAACAGUCUUCGCAGCAACGAUCACAGGGCGGAGGCGGGCAACGCCGGAAUGUCGGUGGAAGCUCUGGCAGUAAUGGGAGCAAUGCCUGGCAAAAUUCGAAUCAGCAACAGAUGCCGCCUGUAUAUGCGGAAGCUCAUGUUCCCGUGAGGGCAUUCAAUGGUAAAGAAGUUGAGGAUUUCUUGAGCCGUGGUAAGUCUUUUUGUUUUGUUUAUUCUGUGGGGGUAGAGCUUGAUAACGUUCGUCCCAUGUUUUUCUUAUCCCGUUCUUUUUUCUUUUUCUUUUUUUUCUUUUCUUUUGCUCCCUUAUCUUUGAUUAUUUUUGCCCAGAAGGAAAGCGCGAUUCUUGGCUUGGGAUUUUUGUCGUCUAUAUCACUUCGUCACCUUGGGACUUUUUCCAAGAGUAGUUCGGAGCCAGAUACCCCCCUCAAUAGCUUGUUACCCGCGCACCCCCGCCACCUCUCUGCUUUGACACAAGAGAUGCUUCGAAUCCCCCCCAUCCCGUGUCAAAUUGUUCACGGAGCGGAAGAUUAUGUCGGACCAUUCUUUGUGUUUCCUCUCGACCUGCGCACCACCAGCUACAGUAUUGUGUUACUUACGCGUUCCUUUACCCUUUUCUGAAUUCUGUAUGACACGCCUUCGAAGAGAAGGGUCCUUGUUUCUAUCAAUGGGUUUAUUCCAUGUGCUUGGGAAGGGACGGAACCAAGGGCCUCGGAGGGACCGUAUAAGGUUGUGCUGUUGCAUACAGCCUGUGGCUGGCGGCUAUCUCCUUGUCGAUUUUCUGUGCCCCCGCAACCCAACGAGGUGCUGCGGUUCAGAGAACCAAUACUAAGGGAUGGUAACAUUCAAUUAUUGAUGGAAGCUUCCCUCCAGGCUUGUCUCUAUAUCGGGGAUCCCUCCUAUUGUUCCAUUUUCCCAUCUGUUUCUGCUCUGUCCACGUGUUCCUCUAAGAUCUAUGGCUUUAGUCAAAAAAUUUCCCUCGAUUGGUGGGUCGCGGAUUUGUUUGCCUGGGGCAUUUGACUAAUGUUUUAUACCUAUAUUUUAGCCUACGAGAAGGAGGUGUUCGCCGCAAAACAGAGUGGUGAUCAAGGUCUGUUCUUGUGUUCUCAUACCAGUCGCUUUUAUUAUUUGUUUUUUUUUUCCUUCAGAUUUCGAUAGGUUUUACCUUACUUUAAAAUCCUCCUUGCUGGGCGUUUUCUGUCCCAUUCCGGAAGCAUGCGGAGGGAAGAGAAAACGGUUUUCAGCUUACUCCAGUGCACCGGUAACCGGAUUUGCGGGAUCCGCGCCGUUUGGUUUUGCUCAUCCCACGCCACUUUACCCUUUUCCCACCAAAAUUAUACCUUUUUUUCUUUUUCUCCUCUCUUCAUUUGUUUCAAACCCCUCUUGCGCCUUUCAUGCAUGAGUGAAUUUAUCGGGUUGUACUCAUUGGGGAUGUUUUGGAAGCUAACAAUUGAAUGACAACUGGUCACAGGUCAGAAGCCCAUCAUAUACAAAUCGGACAAGGGCUGGUCCACUCCUAAGAGUGGUGGAGCUUGGGGUUCGAGACGUUCGUAUACCCGGCUAUUGUAUUUCCCUUUUUUUGGGGAUAGUGGACACGAGGCUGACUUGAACUAGCAAACGCCAUGGCGUCCGGUUCGAAUUUUGUUAGCCAGCUUAGGAGAGGUCAGGCGGCAUUGCAGCAAGGCUCCGGUAAAGAG